UCAUGGCUCGGCGUGCAGGUCGCGGGUUGCUGUUCUGGCGGUUGCCGCUGCUGCUUCUGGGUCUGGCGCAGCUGAGACUGACUGCCACAACUGAAGAAGACGCCAUGCAGCUCUCUGACCCCGAGUCCUGCAGGCCUGAUGAGUAUAGGUUCGCCGGCCGUUGCUGCCAGUUAUGUCCUGCAGGCGAGUACGUUGGCAAGCCCUGUGUGAGCCCCCACACCCAGGGGAAGUGUGUCAAGUGUGACGAACAGACCUUCACAGCGUUCCCCAACGGCCUGGACGCCUGCCUGCCAUGCUCUGUCUGCCGCGAUGAGGAAGAAAUGGUGGCAGAGUGCUCUUCAGUCAGCAACCGGAAGUGCCAGUGCAGAGCGGGCCAUUUCUACCAUCCAGGGUCCUUGGAGCUCUGCAACCCAUGCAGCAAGUGCCCCAAAGGGCAGGUCACCCUCCAGAAGUGCAAUGCCACAGCAGACACUGUGUGUGGCUUAGCUGGCCCCAGCACCACCGUGAACACAAUGUGCAAUUCAACUGGCUGUGAUGUCACGAAAGACAUAAGAAAAGAUACCACAGUCUGGCUGUCUUUGACUGGAAGCUUUGUAGUUCUCCUGUGUCCUCUGAUCCUUGUCUGUAUUGUAAGAGCAGUUGAGUUCUGGACGAAUCGUCAUUUCUAUAACGGAGAUCUUGAAGAGAGAGAGAACAUGAUCUAGAGGUCAGAAGUCUGCGACCGGUUUCACAGGCUACCAUCAAGAGUCCGAAGAGCUGGCAAACAGGCUCUGGGAACCUAUUCACUUACCUUUACGAUGAAUGCAGACUGCCCAUCUGUGCACUGAGUUCCAGAAAACAAAUGGAAGAACUUCAUAAACUCAUCGGGAUUCCAGGAAUACAAAACAAAGAAAGAUAUGUGGAGUUAAGAAUAUUGGGACCAGAAAACCAGCAGUUGGCAUAAUGGCUAUG
Tupaia belangeri chinensis (Chinese tree shrew) is the source of this 951-nucleotide messenger RNA. Its product is annotated as tumor necrosis factor receptor superfamily member 23. The record is from RefSeq and is a predicted model, not a curated record. Gene Ontology annotation, cellular component: plasma membrane; cell surface. Gene Ontology annotation, molecular function: protein binding. Lineage: Eukaryota; Metazoa; Chordata; Mammalia; Scandentia; Tupaiidae. Gene Ontology annotation, biological process: TRAIL-activated apoptotic signaling pathway; positive regulation of apoptotic process. Bases 3 to 704 code for a protein of 233 amino acids. The transcript has 8 exons.